CUGGCUUGUGCACUGCAGCCACUGCUCAGCCCCCAAUCAAGUGAACACACCAGAAGAAGAGAAGGAAAAUGGAAGUGAACAUGUCUGCAUCUCAUCCUCCUGCAUGGGAAGUCCUCCUCCUCGUUGCUCACUACCUUGACCCCAAGACUCUAGCUAUGGCGUCAUGUGUCUGCAAGUCGUGGUCCGUCUGCAUGUCCUCAGACCACCUCUGGAAGCCCAUAUGCUUCACUCACUACCCCUCCCUCUCCACCCUUCGCCUCCUCGACAGCGCCGUCUCGUAUCAUCGCCUAUUCGCUCUGGGACAGAGCUCAUGCAGGCGUCGUCUACGCAGCCCUUCAGUACCCCACAUCUCCCUCGAUCAUCUUAUCUUCACCAUGGACAUCAUCCACGGCGAUUCAAACAUCCUUACUCUUGUAAAAUCUGGCAGUGAUCUCAACAACCGCUGGAACGGGGUAUUCCGAUUUGAUAUCGAGCUUCACGGCGGCAACAGAUCGAUAAUAGAGAUGUCUGAAGAGGUGAGAGUCACAUGGACGGUAGUACUGAAAGGUUGGAGAGGGGUUUUCUCCAUGAUGGAUCGUAAGGAGAAAGGAAGGCUUGUUGCGGCAGGCGAGCGGUGGUUCUCGGAGGAGCUCCCGUCGCUAGGGUGUUGCUCGAACGCGGUAUCAAGUAGUCUUGUGGCAGAGUUGGGACUGGGGUUCUCUUAUGCGAGUGAUGGUGAUAAGAAGAGGAGGGUGGAGAAGGUGAGUAUGGGUAUAUUGAGUGUGGUUAGCUGGGGAUAUUUGGGCAUUGAUGAUGGUCUGAGAUACUUGCAGCAUUUUCUUCUGCCAGAUGCUGUGUGA
Nelumbo nucifera (sacred lotus) is the source of this 839-nucleotide messenger RNA. Its product is annotated as putative F-box protein At5g04010. Lineage: Eukaryota; Viridiplantae; Streptophyta; Magnoliopsida; Proteales; Nelumbonaceae. Gene Ontology annotation, molecular function: protein binding. Gene Ontology annotation, biological process: gibberellic acid mediated signaling pathway; SCF-dependent proteasomal ubiquitin-dependent protein catabolic process. Gene Ontology annotation, cellular component: SCF ubiquitin ligase complex; cytoplasm. The record is from RefSeq and is a predicted model, not a curated record.